Messenger RNA from Vicia villosa (hairy vetch), 1716 nucleotides. RefSeq lists its product as uncharacterized. NCBI's taxonomy places the organism in Eukaryota, Viridiplantae, Streptophyta, Magnoliopsida, Fabales, Fabaceae. The transcript has 2 exons. The record is from RefSeq and is a predicted model, not a curated record. Bases 1 to 1716 code for a protein of 571 amino acids. Gene Ontology annotation, cellular component: SCF ubiquitin ligase complex. Gene Ontology annotation, biological process: SCF-dependent proteasomal ubiquitin-dependent protein catabolic process.
AUGAAACGCAAGAGAUCUUCUCUCAAAAUUCCCCAACAAAUUGUUUCAACUGAUUUAUAUUUAGAUGAUGAUUGUUGGGAAUAUAUUUUCAAAUUUAUCUUCAAUGAGGAUGAAGACGACAAUCGUUACUAUUUCAAAUCUCUUUCUAUUGUCAACAAGCAAUUUCUCUCCAUUACAAACCGUCUACGCCACUCUCUCACUGUCUGGAAUCCAACCUGCUGUUUACUCUCUCGUCUCUUUCCAAGGUUCAUCAAUCUUAUCUCCCUCGACCUCUCCUGCUAUUACGGUAACAUCAACAACCUUCUCGUCCAAAUCUCUCGUUACCCAUUGAAACUCACUUCGCUCAAUCUCUCCAACCAACCUAACAUUCCAUCACGCGGCUUGAGAGCUUUCUCCCGAAAUAUUACAACCCUAACCUCUCUCAUUUGUUCUAACAUUGCUUCUCUCACUGUUGCCGACUUGCUUCUUAUCUCUCAUUGCUUUCCUAUCCUUCAAGAACUUGACCUCAGUAACAGUAUCAAUUUUACACUAAAUGCUGAUGUGCCAAUGGUGUUUCCCAAGCUGCGCAAAGUUAAUCUCUAUGGUCGUAUCAUUACAUAUAUUACCGACGAAUGGCUUUUACAUUUUUUUAAGAAUUCUGAAUUUCUUCAACAUGUUGUCAUGAUGAAUUCUUCACUAUUAACUCAUCAGGGCAUUGCUUCUGCCAUCCGUGAGAGACCAACUUUGAAGUCUCUAGCAAUUAGUUGUGUGUCAAUCAAUGACAACAUUACUUCAUCCUUUACUGACUCCUUCAUGACUUUGAAGGACUUAACUUGUCUUGAUUUGUCUUAUUUGCGUAUCUCGGAUGAGUUGCUAUUUGCAAUGAUAGGUCUUCCUUUGAAAAAGCUUGUCCUCCACGCGUGCAAGGGAUAUAGUUAUGCUGGAAUCUUUUGUUUGUUAUCCAAGUAUCAACAUAUACAACAUUUAGAUCUUCGAUAUUCUGAAUUUUUGAAUGACCAACAUGUUAUGAGGUUGUCUUUGUUUUUUGGUCAUUUAGUGUCUAUAAACCUUAGCUAUUGUAGCAUGCUCGCAGAACCAGCCUUGUUUUCACUUGUUAGGAACAGCCCUUUACUCACGGAGGUCAAAAUGGAAAACACAAGUAUUGGGAGAGAGCAUGUAAUAAAUUCUAAUUCUUUCGAGGAUUUUGUUGUAAGCCAUUCAUUAAAGUCUCUCCAUUUGGCCUACAACUACUGGCUAAGAGAUGAAAGCAUCAAAAUGUUUGCUUCCGCUUUCCCCAAUUUGGAGGUGCUUGUUUUAAGAAGAUGUUGCAAGAUUAGAGAUUUGAGCUUAUAUGGCUGUUCUGGAGUAAAGUUGCAUGGAAUGAACUUCGAAGUUCCUAAAUUGAAGGUGUUGGACUUGUCAUGUACAAGUGUUGACGAUGAAGCACUUUAUGUGAUCUCAAAGAGUUGUUCUGGGCUUUUGCAACUAGUACUAAGAAGUUGUAAUUAUGUUACAAAGGAGGGAAUUAAGCAUGUGGUAAAGAAUUGCACGCAGCUCAGGGAGAUCAAUUUGAUGUGUUGUUAUAAAUUGCUUCCUAAUAUUGUUGAUGAGAUGAUAUUUUCAAGGCCAUCAUUGAGAAAGAUAACUGCUUCACCUUCCAAAACAUUCAGUUUCAAAAAGUUCAGUGACGAAAAGAAGAAACUCUUCUCUCGUUAUGGAUGUCGUCUCAUGUGCUAG